AUGAUGAACUUUGUCCUCCUGGGGAAAACAAGUGCUGGGAAAAGUGCUUCAGGAAACACAAUCCUGGGACGAGAAACAUUUUUAUCCAAAAAUAUAAAGAAUCAAACCCCUGUAGUUCAAGAUAGUUCUGUGUGUAUUGAUGGAGUGAAUUUCAGAGUGUAUGACACACCCGGACUCUUUGAUCCAGAAACAAAGAAUGAAGAUGUGAUGAAACAAUGGCAGUCUCUCCUUCAUUCAGUCCCAUCAGUCCCCACUGUGUUCCUGCUGGUGAUGAAGAUCGACAGAUUCACUGCAGAAGAGAAGAAAACUGUUGAUGUGAUAGAAGAGUUUUUAGGAGAUCAGCGUCUUCAGAACACCUGGAUCCUCUUCACCAGAGGAGAUGAGCUGGAGAGUGAGGGUCUCACUAUAGAAAAAUGUAUAUCAGAGACUGAAGAGCUGAAGAGAGUCAUACAGAGAUUUAACAACAGAUACCACGUCUUCAACAACAUCAAACACGAUCCUGAUCAAGUCAGAAGACUGAUAAAGAAAAUCAGAAGAAAUCAAAGAGUAUGCAAUCACAAGUCAAACUUUCCCAAUCUGUACUGGCCAAGUACGGCAGUCCACGUGUUCAACAACAGAAAUCCUGAAGACCAAACCCAGGUCACUGAUCUACUGGAGAAGAUCGACUCCAUGGUGGCAGUGAAUGGAGGGAGCAGCUACACUAAUGAGAUGUUCCAGAACACAGAGAAAGCUCUACAAGAAGAACAGGAGAGAAUCCUGAAGGAGAAGAAGGAGGAGAUAGAGAGAGAGAAAGAAGAACUGAGAGCCAAACAUGAAGCUGAACUGGAGAAACUGAAGAAGAUGAUGGAGGAGGAACAGCAAAAUCUGGUAAAAAAGAGAAAAGAAAAAGAGGAAGAGUUUCAGAAGAGAGAAGCUCAAAUAAAGGAGACAAAUGAGGAACGAAAGAAAGAGCUGGAUGAAAAACUCAAAGAACAGAGAGAGGCUUUUGAUAAGGAGAUGAAAAAGAAAGACCAGACUCAUAAAGAACAGAUGGAGAAAGAGUUGCAAAACCAGAAAGAAAAAUAUGAGAGGGAGAAAGAAAACAUACGGAAGCAGAAAGAGGAGAUGGCAAGGCGGGAGGCAGAAAAGAAAUUAUGCACCGAACUAGACGAAAAAACAAAAGCCACUAGAGCAGGAGGAUCAGUGGGAGGGGCAGUGGGAGGAGCAGUGGGAGGAGCAUUAGGACUCAUAGGGGGACCAAUAGGAUUAGCACAAGGAGGAGCAGUGGGAGGAGCAUUAGGAUGCAUAGGGGGACCAAUAGGAUUAGCACAAGGAGGAGCAGUGGGAGGAGCAUUAGGACGCAUAGGGGGACCAACAGGAUUAGCACAAGGAGGAGCAGUGGGAGGAGCAUUAGGAUGCAUAGGGGGACCAAUAGGAUUAGCACAAGGAGGAGCAGUGGGAGGAGCAUUAGGACGCAUAGGGGGACCAACAGGAUUAGCACAAGGAGGAGCAGUGGGAGGAGCAUUAGGACUCAUAGGGGGACCAAUAGGAGUAGCACAAGGAGUAGCAGUAGGAGGAGCAAUAGGAGGAGCAAUAGGGUCGCUUUUUGGUAGUAUUUUUAAACGUUAGAGGAUAAUAUUAAAACAGUCUGUGUAUGUCGGGGUAAAUGCGUGACUUAAAUGCUUGACGGAACAUAAAUGGUUAUUGGACAAAUAAAAUACGUAUGAAAAUGUGCUGAAUAUUAAGAU
This is a messenger RNA of Astyanax mexicanus (Mexican tetra), 1727 nucleotides long. Its product is annotated as GTPase IMAP family member 4-like. The record is from RefSeq and is a predicted model, not a curated record. Gene Ontology annotation, molecular function: GTP binding. The coding region runs from base 1 to 1608 and encodes 535 amino acids. The transcript has 2 exons. NCBI's taxonomy places the organism in Eukaryota, Metazoa, Chordata, Actinopteri, Characiformes, Acestrorhamphidae.